Hordeum vulgare subsp. vulgare (domesticated barley) is the source of this 971-nucleotide messenger RNA. RefSeq names its product putative E3 ubiquitin-protein ligase SINA-like 6. The coding region runs from base 1 to 909 and encodes 302 amino acids. The transcript has 2 exons. NCBI's taxonomy places the organism in Eukaryota, Viridiplantae, Streptophyta, Magnoliopsida, Poales, Poaceae. The record is from RefSeq and is a predicted model, not a curated record. Gene Ontology annotation, molecular function: zinc ion binding.
AUGCAGAAAAGGAGCGCCAAGAAAGGCGGCAAGGGCAGCGGCGGACCAAAGAAGGACAUGGGUUGCAGCAGUGGCAGCGUACCAAAGAAGGCGAGAACCACUAGGAAAUCACCAACCAAGUGCGGCGCUGAGCAUGAAGAGGAGGAAGAAGAGAUGGAGAUCGUCAACGUCUUCUCCCACGAGAUGGAUAGCCUGGAAUGCGACAUCUGCUUUCUCCCAUUCGAGUCCCGAGUUUACUCGUGCAAGAACGGGCACGCGGCGUGCGCUGCCUGCUGCAUCAACAUGGAACGCGAGUGCCCCAGCUGCAGAGAGCCCAUCGGCGACUUCCGCUGCCGGGCAACGGAGAAGAUCCUCGCCGGCAUGACCAGGCCAUGCCGGUUCAAGAAGCACGGCUGCACGGAGACCGUCCGCUACACGGAGGCGCGCGCCCACGAGGAGGACGCAUGCCGCUUCGCGCCGUACCGCUGCCCGUUCGACGGCUGCGCCUACCGCGGUCUGAUGCUCUACGACCACAUCCAGGACGACCAUGCGGCUGGCGGCGGCGUCACCUCCGCCAUGGGUCUGCUCCGGCGGAUGACAGUAACGCUGCAGAAGGCGGCGCCCUUCCUCGCGCUCAUGCACCGCGACGGGGAGAGUGUCUUCCUCCUGCUCAACCGCGGCGGCGACGACCUCACUGGGCGCCGGCUGUCGGUGAUUUGCAUCUGCCCUUACCCGUUGGAGGAGGACGAGGAGAUAGAGACGGAGUACACGAUGGUUGUGAAGGGCGACGUGGCAGCGUCGCUGUCGCUGACGGCGACCGUGCCGUUUGUCCGCCGGCUGCAGGGGUACAAGGCCAAUGCGUUCAUCAUCGUACCCAAGGAAUUCUGGGAUUCGUCGGGCACCGUCACCGUCACCCUGCAGUUCUCUUGAGCGCUGGCCGAUGUUUCGUUUCUGCUUCCUUCUCUUGAUUGAAGAAAGCUAGAGUAUUAUCA